Molecule: messenger RNA, 6659 nt
Organism: Miniopterus natalensis
Lineage: Eukaryota; Metazoa; Chordata; Mammalia; Chiroptera; Miniopteridae
Source: RefSeq, a predicted model, not a curated record
AUGAUUCCGGUGACAGAAUUCCGGCAGUUCUCUGAGCAGCAGCCUGCCUUCCGGGUGCUGAAACCGUGGUGGGAUGUGUUCACCGACUACCUUUCCGUGGCCAUGCUGAUGAUCGGUGUGUUCGGAUGUACUUUACAGGUCAUGCAAGACAAGAUCAUUUGCCUUCCGAAACGGGUUCAGCCGUCUCAGAACCACUCUUCCGUUUUGAAUGUCUCUCAAGCAGUUGCCGGAACCACCCCACUGCCUCCACCUAAACCGUCUUCGACCAGCCCGGUCACGGUGGAGAUGAAAGGACUGAAGACAGACCUGGACCUGCAGCAGUACAGUUUCAUAAACCAGAUGUGCUAUGAGCGGGCCCUGCACUGGUAUGCCAAGUAUUUCCCUUACCUUGUUCUCAUUCAUACCCUGAUCUUCAUGCUCUGCAGCAACUUUUGGUUCAAAUUCCCCGGCUCCAGUUCCAAAAUCGAACAUUUCAUCUCCAUCCUGGGGAAGUGUUUCGACUCGCCCUGGACCACACGGGCCUUAUCGGAGGUGUCCGGGGAGGACUCGGAAGAGAAAGACAACAGGAAGAACAACCUGAGCAGGUCCAACACCGUGCAGUCUGCCCAGGAAGGCAACCUGGUCAACUCGCAGUCGUUAAAGUCAAUCCCGGAGAAGUUCGUGGUUGACAAGUCCACUGCGGGGGCUCUUGAUAAGAAAGAGGGGGAGCAAGCGAAGGCCUUAUUCGAGAAGGUGAAGAAGUUCAGGCUGCACGUGGAAGAAGGGGAUAUUCUCUAUGCCAUGUAUGUUCGCCAGACUGUGCUCAAGGUUAUCAAAUUCCUCAUCAUCAUUGCGUAUAACAGUGCCCUGGUCUCCAAGGUCCAGUUUACAGUGGACUGUAACGUUGACAUUCAGGACAUGACUGGAUAUAAGAACUUUUCUUGCAAUCACACCAUGGCCCACUUGUUCUCCAAGCUCUCCUUUUGCUAUCUGUGCUUUGUAAGCAUCUACGGAUUGACGUGCCUCUAUACCUUGUACUGGCUCUUCUACCGUUCCCUGAGAGAGUACUCUUUUGAGUAUGUCCGGCAGGAGACUGGGAUCGAUGAUAUUCCAGAUGUGAAAAAUGACUUUGCUUUUAUGCUUCAUAUGAUAGAUCAGUAUGACCCUCUGUAUUCCAAGAGAUUUGCAGUGUUCCUGUCUGAAGUGAGCGAGAACAAAUUAAAGCAGCUGAACUUAAAUAACGAGUGGACGCCCGAUAAGCUGCGGCAGAAGCUGCAGACCAAUGCCCACAACCGCCUGGAACUGCCUCUCAUUAUGCUCUCCGGCCUUCCAGACACCGUUUUCGAGAUUACGGAGUUGCAGUCUCUAAAGCUGGAGAUCAUUAAGAACGUCAUGAUACCGGCCACCAUCGCCCAGCUGGAGAACCUCCAGGAGCUCUCUCUCCACCAGUGCUCGGUCAAAAUCCACAGCGCGGCCCUCUCUUUCCUGAAGGAAAACCUCAAGGUCUUGAGCGUCAAGUUUGAUGAUAUGAGGGAGCUGCCCCCCUGGAUGUAUGGGCUCCGGAAUCUGGAGGAGCUCUACCUGGUUGGCUCGCUAAGUCACGAUAUUUCCAAAAAUGUCGCCCUUGAGUCUCUGCGGGAUCUCAAAAGCCUUAAAAUGCUCUCUAUCAAAAGCAACGUUUCCAAAAUCCCUCAGGCCGUGGUGGACGUGUCCAGCCAUCUCCAGAAGAUGUGCAUCCAUAACGAUGGCACCAAGCUGGUGAUGCUCAACAACCUGAAGAAGAUGACCAACCUCACAGAGCUGGAGCUGGUCCACUGUGACCUGGAGCGCAUCCCGCACGCCGUGUUCAGCCUGCUCAGCCUCCAGGAACUGGACCUCAAGGAAAACAAUCUGAAAUCUAUAGAAGAAAUCGUUAGCUUCCAGCACCUGCGGAAGCUGACAGUGUUAAAACUGUGGCAUAACAGCAUCACCUACAUCCCCGAGCAUAUAAAGAAACUCACCAGCCUAGAGCGUCUGUCCUUCAGCCACAACAAAAUCGAGGUGCUGCCUUCCCACCUCUUCCUAUGCAACAAAAUCCGAUACUUGGACCUGUCCUACAAUGACAUUCGUUUUAUCCCGCCUGAAAUCGGAGUUCUACAAAGUUUACAGUAUUUUUCCAUCACUUGUAACAAAGUGGAGAACCUUCCAGAUGAACUCUACUUCUGCAAGAAACUUAAAACUCUGAAGAUCGGGAAAAACAGCCUAUCAGUACUUUCACCAAAAAUUGGAAAUUUACAGUUUCUCUCCUACUUAGAUGUUAAAGGCAAUCACUUUGAAAUCCUCCCUCCGGAGCUGGGCGACUGCCGAGCUCUGAAGAGAGCUGGUUUAGUUGUGGAAGAUGCUCUGUUUGAAACUCUGCCUUCUGAUGUCCGGGAGCAAAUGAAAACAGAAUAACUUAUUUUUGUUUCAAGUUUGACUGAAACUUGCUUCUACCAAAUACAGUAUAAAUAAUUAGGUAGUCUUAAUGCCUUUCCUAUUUUAUGGUUUUGUUUUUUUUCUUUUCACACAAAACAAAAUGUACACAAAGAUUGAGUAAGGAGUAUGUAUUUUUUAAUAAAAUUUUAAUUGUAUUUUUUCAAUAUUAAUAUUUUAAAGUUUUAUUUGUCCUGGACCCUAAUAUACCUAUUCCUGUUUUCUACUAACAGAAACUCAUGGUUCCAUCUGUUGUUUUGUUUUGUUUUGCUGUUGUUGUUGUUUUCCAGUUAAUUCUUGUGAAAGGGAGAGAAUUUUAAGUUGCAUGCUUUUGGUAUUUUUUUAAAUAGAUGAAGAUACUUUGCCAAGGUCAUGGUUAGCUCGUUUACACCUGUGCAGUUCCUUGCUCCUGUUGUCAUUGUGUGUAUACCAAGGAAUCUGUGCUGUUAUUUUACUACCAGCUGCCUUCUCCGUUGGCCAAGCCUGUUAUUCUAUAGAGCACUCUUUUCUGGAGUUUAAAUUCACAUAAGUGCAUUGUCGCAGACUAUUAUUUUUAAAUUAUCCCCCAUCUCCAAGAGAACCCUAAGUUAUGUUAUUUCAUAUACUUGACAGUUAAAGGUAUCCUUAGAUAAGGAUUUUUAAGCAAGUGAAGAUAGUAAUCUUUCAUAGUUGGCAUGCUAGAAUUGGUCAUUUAUAAUUUAAUCAAUUUCCACUUUUACCAACGUUUAAAAAUAUUCAAAAACUAAAAACGGAGGCUCCCCCCUUUAAUCUCAAUAUAGCUACAUAGUACUGGUUAGCAACCUUAGAGAAGCUAGAUUUAUUUUAAUUAAAACAGGUAAUUAAAUUUUAAAAUCAUAGAAUUAGAAGCCUGGUUUUUGAGUAAUUUAAUCAUCUUUGAUAUCUUGAUAUGUAGAUACAUCAAAUGGAAAAAUAUUUCACUACUAAAGCACUCUGCUAAAGAGCUGGUGCACGCCAGCCAGGCCCACUGGUUCCUCCAGGCAGUAUGGCAGUGGAAUCUAUUCAAAUCCUGCCUGUUGCACAAAAUAAUCCACAUAUUUAUAUAUAUUAUAUAUUUAAUCAAUUUCCCUCAAGCCUGCCCUUGCUGUGAAUGCUAGUGAUGCAAGCACAGGAACCCGUUCUGCUCUCUUUGGCUUAAAACAUGUAUCUCAUGUAGAUUGGUUCUGUUACUGUUUCCCGAAAUGUGAAUAAAUUGCUAAUUGGAUGUCACCUAGCAACAAUUUUGCCUGAUGAUCAAUAGAACUCUCAUGUCUCUUUGCACUUUAAAAUCCAACAUGGUAUAUGUAGGUCUUAGGCAAAAUUUUUCACUAACUGUUAAGCUGUGUGGAACAGGAAAAUGAAAACACUAUUUGUGCCCUCAGUCCAGGACCAGUACUAUUGAUCAUGGAAUUCUGUUUAUUUACCAAAUCACCUUGACCAUUUUCCAAGCCCUGGUCUCCUCUAAGAAAAUUCUGUGACCUAACAAUGAGAGAAAGUAGGAAGAUGAUUUGGGGUUUCAAAAUGCUGCCUUUAAAAUUCACUCCUUGAUCCUGGUGACUUUGCUCAGUGCUACUGUGAGUCAUGAAACACAACUGCAGGGACUACUCAGCAGAUACAUGGACCUCAGUCCUUUUCUUAAUGUUACAGUACAUCAUGGGGUGAAGAAUUUGCAAAAGAGAUGCUUUUCAUUUAUUUGAUAAUCUAAUCAGGUAGACCAAAGUGCUUCACUAUUUCUGCUCUAUGUUAAAGGGUUAGAAUGGUGAUUUUAUAUAGCUGAUUUAUUUCUACCUGUAAUUGAAACAAUAUGCUUAAAAUAGUAACUGGUUAUAUUUCUUGUAGGAUAAAAUAUUCAAUUCCAGAAUAUUGGUAGGAUCCUGAUUAUAAACAAUGUGCUGUAUUUAGAGACAUAGACCUGUUUUCAACAAACAAAAAACCUGAAAGAUUGUCCAUAGCUGAGCGUGACAAAAAUACCCUGUUGAAAGGCAAACUUCAAGAGCUACUGUUAAAACACUGGGUGCACUAUUUUUCUGUAAACAAUUUAUGGUUAUUUUCUGUAUCACCCUUCAAAGGGGAUCUAUUCAGGUUAAAAAUCAUGUUUAUGCUAAAGCCUUUAUCUGAUAUUAACUCAGAAUCUCAUAUGGGUUCAUAACUCAAGUAAGUAAUAAUUAUUUUAUCACUUAUAACAAUUUGCUCGAAAUUCCAAAAGAAUUUGAUUUGCUUUCUUAAUGAUUUCGCAAGUUGACCCUUUGCCUAAGUUCUGAAUAACAUUCAAUAAAUUAGUGUAGUUCCAUAACUUUAUGUUUUCACUAAAAAGGAAAAUUCACAGAUGUUUCUAUUAGAUUUUAUAAAAAUUCAAAAUUCUCAAACUUUAUCUCGAAUCGAAAUUUUUGACUCUUGCCCUUUUUAAUAUUGUAGAUUUUUGUUCACAUUCUUAAAUUUAAAAAAAGCACUCAAUUACUAUUUAGUCUUUAAAUGGGAAACUCAGGUAACUAAACUGCUGACUUUUCUAAAGUCCUUUAACAGAUCAACUUCAUGUAAAAGGGAUGUUUACCUACUCUUUUUUCCAUAUUUUACAAGUGCUCUUGCUAAAACAGAACAGCUAGCUCUAUUUCUCCAACCUCUAGGAUUCAUGGGAAACUGCUUAUGUAAAUAUAAAAGCACCAUAUGUACUCAUAACUCCUAUGGGUGCUUGAAGCCCAUAACGGUACUCUUUUGGGUCUGUUUUAAUGGUUAAGUCUAGAACAGUCUGGCUGAUGGUCUGGUUGAAACAGAUCAUAUAAGUAUAUCCCAAUGGAACUCACCUAAGAAGACCACACCUCAGAAAACUAGUUAUGUGUUGAGUUUUCCUUUUGUUCUGUUUUUAACAGCACUUUUAAUAUAAAGGUUCUUGAUACAAUGAAACCUGUUAUUUACAAUUGUAAAACGUUUUAAAUUGUUCACCCACCUUUUUCCCUGCCACACAUUCCCCAUAUUGCUAUUGUAAUGAGUUCUAACAAUUUACAUGGCAUCCUGCUUCCAGAAGGGCAUGGAAAAUAUGUCCACAGUGGGUGUUUUGUUCAUUUAGAGGUGGCUCCUUACCUUUCUCUCAAGCCAUCUUUGUAGAGAGGGGCUUAAACAACCUGGAUCUUCCUUGGGUUACUUGGGAUGAAGAAAGUUUAAGCUCUUGCAAUAUGAUCUCUGAUAUUAAAAAAGAGAAAAAAUCUUUACAUCUCUUGUCAUUUCCGCCAGGAGGAGUUGUGCCGUUACCUAUUUUCCUAAUCCUACUGUAAGAAAAGUUCAUUUUAAAGUAGUUCAUUUUACUCUGUAAUUUCAUGCCAAAUACCUGAUCAAUAGUAACGGCAUACUUACUUGAACAGUGAACAUUCAUGAUCCAUCUUUAUGCAAACUGUCAGCAGGACUUAGUAGUGAAUAGGUAAAAUUUGGUAUAAUUUCAAUUUAUGUUUAGACUAAAUUGAGAUUCAAUUUGCAUUCUGUUAAUUCUGAAUGUGAUCAUGUUACUCAGACCACAUUUGGGUAGGAUCUCAGUAACUCAGGGUAGGGUUCCGUACUAACCUUAGGUUAGCAAACAGAUUAGCGAAACAACACAGUUGUUAGUGGGGGGAUGCCUCAGAGGUCUAAGAUUUUAGACCUUUCCUUGAGUAUUCAGACACAUUGUAAGAAAACCUGUUACUGAUUUUUCAGAUUUAGGCCUCAGUGACAUGUUUCUAAUACAAUUUCAAACUAGGGAUCCACUCUUAUUUCAUUUUCCCAAGCCAUUCACUGAUACAGGUAACAUCCCUAAGCUAAUUUUGGGGAGAGGGAAGAGGGUCUGCUCUCACCCAAAGGAAGUUAUUUUUCAUUCAGAAGAUCUUGAAAAGGGGAACAUAAUUUUGAACUUAAUUUCUUGGCCAUAUUAAAUAGUCCCUAUGCAUGGUUUUUAAUGUGGUAUAAAUUUGCUGUCCGCUAAAUACCGUUCCCCCUCCCACCCGAUUCUGCCUUUUUAAUGAAUAUUUUUGCUGGGUUUGAAAUCCAAGGCCUUAUGUGCCCACUCAGUUUUCCCUCUUGUUUCCUCUUGCUGUCUGUCUGUGUUCAGAUUGUGUCAAAUGCUGGCAAAACCUCUAAGACUAUCAAAAAAUGCUUGAAAGUUGAUUUGUCAUCGCGCAAAUUCAUGGUAAAACGUCUUAAUGUUAUUUGGCUAUGUAGUACAUAGGAACAGAAAGUAACUUAAAUAAAGUCAUUUUUGUAAUUUAAAA